Messenger RNA from Vespa velutina, 5249 nucleotides. RefSeq names its product cholesterol 7-desaturase nvd (gene nvd). NCBI's taxonomy places the organism in Eukaryota, Metazoa, Arthropoda, Insecta, Hymenoptera, Vespidae. Gene Ontology annotation, cellular component: chloroplast. The record is from RefSeq and is a predicted model, not a curated record. The coding region runs from base 1428 to 2816 and encodes 462 amino acids. The transcript has 5 exons. Gene Ontology annotation, molecular function: chlorophyllide a oxygenase activity; 2 iron, 2 sulfur cluster binding. Gene Ontology annotation, biological process: chlorophyll biosynthetic process; cholesterol metabolic process.
AAACCCUUAAACCGUAGACCUCUUUUUCCAUGCAAAAUUCCUCCCUUCUCGAUCCUCUUUUCUUUUAUCUCUCUCACUUCUUUUCUUCUUCUCCCUCUGUUUAUCAUCUUUCUCUCUCUCUCUCUCUCUCUCUCUCUCUCUUUUUCUCUUUCUCUGUUCCUCUUUUGAUACUUCUUCCUUCUCUCUCCCUGUUCUUCUUCCAUCACGACUUCCAUCUCGGUGCGUAGAAAGAAGACGAGACGUUCUCCAAGUGGGUAGCUGCGCAACGCGAGUGCACGAAUGCAACACAGUCCUCCUCCUCCUCCUCCUCCUCCUCCUCCUCCUCUUCCUCCUUUCUCAUCUCUUUCUCUCUCUCUUUCUUUCUCUCUUUCUCUCUUUAGGAGUAUAAGUCGUCAGAGUCUCCUCUUCGCCCUUUUUAUCUCUCGUCUCCGUCGCAAGGACGCUCGUGCACCUUCCUCUCCUCCUUAUCCUCUUCGUCCCUCGAACAACUUCUCUUCCUUCCUCUUUUUCCUCUCCCUCUUUUCUCCACUCUUUCUCUCUCUCUCUCUCUCUCUCUCUCUCUCUUUCUCUCUCUCUCUCACUUUCUUUCCUUCUUUUUCUCGCCUGACAUCCUUCAAGUUUUGUUUUGUACGUCGGCCUACUCCUCCUCUUGCUUCUACUUAUCCUUCAAGCUCUCUCUGCUCUUCUUCUUUUACCUCUCGUUUCACUACUUCGUUUAUAUCAUCGUGAUACUCUCUCUCUCUCUCUCCCUCUUUUCGUGCUCUCCUUUCGUCUUUUCUCAUCCACUACGCACACAUACACACAUACACACACUCUCUCUUUCUCUCUCUCUCUCUCUCUCUCUCUUUCUUUCUAACAGCAAAAUCGGCACCUCUCCUCUAUCAACUUUACUACACCCUCCCACCCAUCGUCCACUUUUUACAUACAUACUCUUUUUAUCUCAUCGAACCCAAAGAAAAUAUCGUGAACUGUGAAAAGUCAGACUGAUAUGCGGUAAUAAUUGCUAUAAUAAGUGAUUGUUGAACUCGUAUUUCAUAAGUUUUGUUCGUGCUGCACACCGAAUUGCCGACAGAAUUGACGUCCAAGUGAGAGCUAUAGUGGGGGUAAACGUCGUAUAGGGGAAUCGGGAGUCAGCUCUUGUUCAUGAGCUGCCUGUUAGACGCCUCUACUUUAGACGUUCGCCGGUAGUUCCUCCGCUCACGACAAGAAGAACAAGAGAGUCUCUUUCCUUUUGUAGAAAAGAGAUAGAUAGAUAGAUAUAAACAGAGAGAGAGAGAGAGAGAGAGAGAGAGACAGAGACAGAGACAGAGAGAGAGAGAGAGAGAGAGAGAAAGAGCAGGUCAUCCCAACGUGAAAAUUCUGUGCUUCCAUUGGCGACACGACAGUGACUCCUUUUGACUUCAGGAUACACGAUAGAAAAAAAGAAGAUGAUCCUUGGAUGGUACAGCAUUCUUCUCGCCACCCUCUUGGCUUUUCUAAUUUAUAUCGCUUUCUUCUGGAAAAUUAAUUGGAUCAGAGCUUUCGUCUGUUGUUGUUGUUGUUGUUGUUGUUAUUGCAAGGACUUGCGAUGUCAGAACAAAAUAAAAUAUAGGAAGAUGGAAAAAUUGCCGCCGGUUUAUCCAAAUGGAUGGUUCGCCUUACUCGAAAGUUCACAGUUGAAAGUGGGACAAGUGAAACAUGUAUCAGCUCUUGGAGAAAAUUUUGCCGUAUUUAGGACCGAGAAAGGUAUUGUCAACAUUCUCGAUGCAUAUUGCCCACAUUUAGGGGCAAAUAUGGGCGAGGGUGGACGCGUGAAGGGAGAAUGCUUAGAAUGUCCUUUCCAUAAGUGGCUCUUUUGUGGUAACGAUGGUCGUUGCUUGGAUAUACCUUAUGCCGAUAAAGUGCCGAAUGUUGCCAAAACAAAAGCAUGGAAAAGCUGUGAGGUUAAUAAAAUAAUAUUCGUUUGGUAUCAUGCGGAAUCGGCUAAACCAAAUUGGCAGCCACAUACCCAUGAGAAAAUUUCUAAUGGGACUUGGCGUUUUCAAGGUCGAAACGAAUUUAUCGUUAACUGUCAUAUACAGGAUAUAGCGGAGAACGGUGCCGAUCUGGCACAUCUAAGCGCGGUCCAUGGACCAGCUUUGUUUCUUUCGGAGGACGUGAUGCGUUUCGUUCGUCACAGAUGGUCGAACGCAAGAUGGACACCGCAUUCGAGCGAAUCCAAUGAUGAUUCAUCUAAAACGUCAAUGGAAAAAAACAAUCCGGAAAAAGAGACGAUGUGGGAGGAUGAUUUAACAAAGAGAACAUCAACAGGCAAGACGACGAUUAACGGAGAUUCGAAGAAUAUGUUGAACGGUAGAACAACGAUGACGACAACAACGACGAUAUCAAACGGACAACAGAAUUCUUAUAAUUCUGAAAAGCAUAGAGCUAGUAUGACUCUUCGUCACAGUCUGUUGUUUCUCGAUCGAUUCGAUAUACUUGAGCUGAACGUGAAGGUCGAACAGAUUGGUCCAGGAUACGUCGAGUUAUUCAUCGAGACCACAUUCGGCAACAUGUUCAUCUUACAAACUGUGACACCGAUCGAACCAUUGUUACAACGUGUUUGUCACAUUAUAUUUUCUCCGCCAUUAUUGGCGCCUUAUGCCAACAUCAUAUUUCUCGGUGAAUGUUUGAUGUUCGAGAGGGACGUUGCUAUUUGGAAUCACAAGAGAUUCGAAACACGACCUAUCCUAGUAAGAGAGGAUAAAACCAUAGCCGCUUAUCGAAAAUGGUACUCACAAUUUUAUUCAGCUAAUAGCCCUACUUAUCAGACGGCAAUGAAAAGUUUGCAGUGGUGACGUAAGGAAGUCAAUUAUUAUUAUUAUCGUUUGAGAUCAAUCAUGCUGAGGACUCGAUCGACGAUAAUAGAACACGGAUAUGUUGUUUUAUUUCCUUCUUUCCCAUUCCUUCACCUUGUUACACAAUUAUUAUUUGAUCGUUUAAAGAUUGUAUAGGAAGUAAUGUUACGUUCGUUCUGAUAUAAAAUCAUUACCGCGUUGAACGAGGAUUAUUGAAAAUGUUUCGAAACAUUUGGAAGUUAACGUUCUUCCCGGUAAGUAAUGUAUAUAAAACUUAUAUCUCAGUGUAAGAUCAGAGUAUUAAGUGCAAUUUUCCCGAUAAUCAUAUAUGUAUGUAUCUACUUGAAUGCAUAGAUAUAGGUGUACACUAACUAGGCUAUAGAAUUAGAUUAUGGAAAAAAAAAAAAAAAAAAAAAAAAAAAGGAUGAGAUAUCUAUCUUCUCUUGCGAAAGAGAAGUCGCAAAGUAAAUAGAUGCAAUUUCAAUAGCAUAAAAAUAUGAGUAUUUAUGUGGUAUAUUAACAAUAUACAAGUUUAUAGGUACAAACGUUGAGAUACUUGUUAAAACUUAAUCCCAUUCUCCAAUGUACAUAGCACGCGGUGCAGGAGGUAUCACGCCUCUCGUCGGGAUGGGUAAUCUUCCAUAUAUAUGGUUGUACGGCGAUUCGAUUCUAUUAUCCGUGUCUGGAAAUUCAACGAAGGUCGUUUACUUGAUCGUUCAAAAGAUCGCGUAAUGAUCGGAUAAAAGGGGAUCAUCGGACACUGCUCACGAUUAUAUCGCACACGCUUACAAUUACACAAUAUAACAUAUAAUAAACAUAUUUUUUAAACUAUACAGUAGAACGGAGAGACACGGUCAAUGACCGGUUCUUCUUUCUCUUUUUCUUUCUUUCUUUCUUUUUUUUUUUAAUUACGUUAAAAAAAUGACGCAACUCUCACACACACACACACACACAAUCUCUCUCUCUCUCUCUCUCUCUCUCUCUCUCUCCCUUUCUUUCAUUCUCCUCAUUCUCAUAAGAACAACACACAGUGUUUCUUGUUUAACGUAGACGAGACACGUUCGAAUUAUCGUGAAUCGAAUUUCUUAUUUUCUUCUCAUUUUUCUGCUUUUUUUUUCUUUUUUUUUUUCUUUCUCUUUUUUUUUUUUUUUUUUUUUCGUUCACACCGACAAGUGUCGACCCACAUAUUACGUACCGAGCCCACUCUCAAAACUUCUCGCAUGGUACAUGAUGUGUGGUCGAUUUGCGGGAACGUGAUGUCCAUAUAUCUGAGACGAUUGACUACUUGCAUAUACGGAGCCAGCAUAAGAUGGUGCAGGUUGUGGUCUGAUGUGUCCUCGAAGAGGAAUACCUUUACUUUGUCCAUUUCUUGCCAUCUUCACGAAAUUAGGUACGCGUGCACGUAAUCCACAAUAAUAUGGAUCGUCUAUAAAAAAAUUUAGAAACAACAAACUGUAUCUAACAUUAUCUACCAUAUGAACAGAACGAUGAUCGUAUAUAUCUAAUGGUAUUAAUUAACUACAAAAAAAAAAAAAAAAAAAAAAAGAAAAAAAAAAUAAGAAAAAAAAAGAAUAAUAAUUCUUUGGUUCUUAUCUUACCAUAUUUUUUUCUAUCAUCGUUCUUGCUCCUUUUUUCUUCAUUCGCCAUACCGGCAGGUUUUAUCGUUCUCGAGUAAUCAUCCUCGAUGUCAUCGUAAUCAGGCUGUAUAGAAAUAAAAAUACAAAUUAAAAUGUACUUUGAAGAAAAUUCGAAUGGAAAAUUUUCUAACGUUUCUAAUGAAUUUCAUAAAAAGAAUAAGAAAAAAAAAAUAUAUAUAUAUAUAUAUACAUAUAUAAUUACCUUAGGUAUAUCAUGACCAUAAAGAUUUUCUCUGGGUGGAAGUUUAGGUGGCCUCUCAGCUCGUCGUUGCUGGUAACUUGUGGAUUGCAUGUAGAUUUGUUCUCGCGAAUCUCUCUCUGAUUGCAUUAUUUCGCUAGGUCCAACAGAGGAUGAUACACCAGCGACGCUGUAAGGAUCCUCAUCUGGAAUAGGUAUCCUUGGACGAUUUUUUAUAUCUACAGGCCUUUGCAAGGCUAAAACUGAAAAACGAUGUUGAUCGUUUAAUUAAAAAUAUCAUAUUAAAUGUUCAUUGAUAGAAUUAAAUUGAACGAAAUCUUAAAGUAAAUUUUUCUUAUUAUACCUGGUGGCAGUUUUGACUUGAGCAUGUCCAGUCCGACGACGUUCACGAUCAGAACCCAUACUGGACAUUGAAGGAGAUCUGCUUCCGUUCUUACGAAAACAAUAGCACUUAAACAUUGCAUCUCCAAUCUUCGUCUAUCGGGAUAAGCUCGUCGAGUCUCGCGAGAUAAGUUUGUUUGAAAUUUGUUCAUAUCAAACAACUAUAAAAAAAAAAAUCAAUGAUAAAGUCUAUUCAAUAAAUUCUAUUUUAUUUAA